Messenger RNA from Pogona vitticeps (central bearded dragon), 3363 nucleotides. The record is from RefSeq and is a predicted model, not a curated record. NCBI's taxonomy places the organism in Eukaryota, Metazoa, Chordata, Lepidosauria, Squamata, Agamidae.
CUUGGCAAACUUUCUUUGGUUGGGGCAGAAGCCUGGAUCACAACUCACAACAGAAUUCCUCCCUGGCUGGAGUUGCUGGAUGACAACUCAGAAUUCCUCCCUGGCUGAGAGAGAUUUGGACUUUUGUUGUCCCACCAAAAAAUGUGAUCUCAUUGCGGCGUGGAUGGGACCCUUCUGUCCUGUGGCAUUUCAUCCACCCACGUCCUAUUCCUGGUUUGGCCCCUGGAGAGAGCCGUGCUCGUUUGUUGUGUUAGUUGAAAGACAAAACAAGCUUUGUUCGGGAUGGAGGGGGACCGUCUGGCUCUACCCUUCACCAUGGAUGAGCGUUCGCAACGGAGCAGCAUCUCUUCCGCCGGACCCCGCACCCAGGACGUCUUGAUCUACCUUGUGGAUGACACGAUUGUGCGACUCAUAGUGGACAACCUGCCUUCGGUCACGGCGCGCGAACUGCAUCGGAUCGUGGUGGAGACCCUGAGGCUGCCGGAGUACGCCCUGGAGGUGUUCUCUUUAUGGCUCGUCUCGCCGUUUCUGGAGUUGCAGCUAAAGCCGAAGCACCUGCCUUACAAGUUGUGUCGCCAGUGGCAGGAACUCCUUUUCCGAUUCACCAGUUGCUCCGGGGAGGAGAUUCUGGAAGAUGAGCCGUCGUUGCAGUUCCGAAGAGACAUAUUUUUCUCAAGAAGAAAGGAGCUACAGAUUCACGACGAGGAUGUCCUGCGACUCUUGUACGAAGAAGCCAAGUACAACAUUCUAGAAGGGAGGUAUCCGUGUGACGUGGCCGACUGCGAAGCGCUGGGGGCCGUGGUUUGCCGGGUGAACCUCGGCCCCUUUGACCCCAAGCAGCACACGGCCUGUUUCUUGAAAGAGAAGCUGGACACCUUCCUGCCCUCCCAUCUUUGCCAAAGAGGACAUGGGCUUCUCGCCGCUCUGUGGAGACGUGGGGCCACCCGGCCCCCUGCCGCCGAGCAAGGGCUGCUGCGUGCCUACCACUCGGUAUCCAAGGAGGAAGAUGAUGCGGCUUGUGAGGAGCACGCUGCCUUGUGCAAGCUGUAUCACACCUACCUGCAGAAGUGCCACGAGUUGCCUUAUUACGGCUGCGCCUUCUUCUCUGGGGAAAUAGACAAGCCGGCCCAGGGCUUGCUGCAUCGGGGCGGGCGCAAAGCGGUGACGGUGGCCAUCAGUUUGGAAGGCGUCUACGUCAUCGACAGCAAGGAGAAGCAUGUCCUUCUAGGCCUUCACUUCCAGGAGCUUUCAUGGGACCACACGUUCCCGAGUGAGGAGGAGCACAUCCUGUGGCUGGAGUUUGAUGGGGAGAGCGAAGGCACGCCAGUCAACAAGCUGCUCAAAAUCUACUCCAAGCAGGCUGAACUCAUGAGCGGUCUAAUCGAGUAUUGCGUUGAGCUGAACGCAGCGGCCGAGGAGAUGGAUCAGGACGGCGCUGCUGCCAGGUCGGCGCCCUCCUCUGAACCCCAGACGGCUCCCCCAGAGCCCCACCGGCGAUACCCCAAACUGCAGCGCCAGGAGAGCGUGCUCUGCAGCCGCAUCCAGCAUCUUUCCACCAUCGACUACGUGGAGGAGGGAAAAGAGAUCAAGAGGGUGAAGCCGCGGCGGACGGCCUCUUUCUUCGGCCGCCAGCUGUCAAACGUCCCCACCUCCUACGCGGCCGUGCGGGCUGCGGAGAACCUGGAACAAGGGUGAUCCCUCUUGGCGACAAAGCGACCAGCUGACCUCAGCUUGGGGUGGGGAACCAACUCAUCAUUGUGUCAACGUUGUCUCUUCCGGAGUAAAAAUGCCAUCUCGCCUCCUGCCUGUCUCCCGUCGUCUCCAAAGAUGCCACGUUGAUUCUCUUUGACUUCUGUCCAGCUUGUAUCUCGUCGGUUUGUUUCAGGUUUGGGCAACCCUUAAAAUGCCUUGUUUUCUACUCUAGGGGUCUCUUCCUUCGUCACUACCCUGUUUCUGUUCCCAGCAUGCAGUGGAGACCCCAUCGGUACAUCAGCAGCACCUGGAAGCUUUGCGUUCUUUUUUGGGGAUCAACGUUCCCUCUUCUGUCUCCGUGGGCUGCCCCAAAUCCUGUCCCUUCGGCCUCAUCCAGCAAGAUUUUUCACUUGGAACAGAAUCAAACAGAGCAGUCCGGGUGGAAUCCUCCACUGUCCGACUUGGAAGGGGAAUAACUGAGCUUUUUACCUAUUCCUGGCCCUCUGCAUUGAAUGUUUGCUUUGCUUUCCCACCAUGGCAGUGGCUUCCUUAAGUCAAUUUUUGUCAAAUCACUCCUCUGGUCAUUUUUAUAUCAUAUCACUGAAAGGCGGGGAUAUAAUAUAUUUUCACACCGUUGGAUGACUUAGGAACCUAGCAGAGUUCAUAUUGAAAAGGGGCGUUGGGUUGAGCGGUCGUCAUUUCUACUGGCUUAAAAACACACACUUUAAUAAGGGUGGAAGGGGUUAUGCUAAAACGUGAUUUGGAAGCAGGUUUAAAUGGGUUUCUUUGGAUGUUUGGAGUGGGGCGAAGGAGGACUUUGUAAUCUCUUUGGGCAUUCAGAAAAGGGAUAGUCUGGGUUCAGGAGAAGGCUGGUCCCUUCCAGCGUGGUUAUCCAAAUGUGUGAAAGGGGGGGGGGUCCUCUACCUACGGAGCCUCACCAAAUCACUGGGAUCCCCACCCCCACCCCGGGGCCCUUCCAUCGGGGGGGGGCUGUCUGCCCUUUGGAGGGACAUUCUCCAUGUGGGGCACAAUUUAGAAGACGUCCAAGGAGGAGGAAAACUCGCCUCUCUCCCCCCCUUUCCCAUGCAUUCAGAUUAACUUUUUUCCAAAACGGCCAAAGAGAGAGAGAGAGAGCGCGCCCUGGCAUACUUUGAACUGCGCUUUGGUGUUUACGAGCUUUUUUUCCCCCCUUUUUAAGUCUCUGCGUUAAUUGUCUAAAGAGGAGGCUCUCUUUCUGAUGUAGGAAAGCCCUAACAUUUCCUUCCGGAUCUCUCAGGUUGUCUUCACGGCUAGCCGUUUUUCUUCUCCUUUCCUCAAUGCCUUUCCUGAGUUGGAAGAGCUUCAGACGUGAUGAUUUUACCAUGCUGUUUUGCAGCUCCCUUCAAGCCUCAUCAUCUGUCAACCUCACUAGAGCAUCCUUUGGAUAUAACACCGUUCCUCAUAGGGUGGCCACAGAUAGGUUUGGUGUUUUUUUUUUUAAGCUGCAAGAUGAAUUUUGCAUACCAAUACACCUGUUUGUCACAUGAUUGUUUCAGAAAGUGCCAGUUCUUGGUUUUACUCCAAAGUAACACUAUGCCAUCGAUCUUUUACUAAUUUUUCCCCCAAGAAUUUGUAUAUACAUGCGCACUUAGUAAUUUGCAUCGUUUACUGGAAUAAAGAUAAUGGAUUCGA